GGCAAAACAAACGCUUGCGUCCAGAAUUGAGCGUGCUUUGAUACCAGGUCUGUUGACGAGGGUGUCAGUGGGUAAAAUGAAAUUGUUAUCUUGAACUUUCUGGGGUUGUAGGAAUGAGCCGUUCGUUAAAUGGCUUUUCUCUGUCUUUUCUGGUAAUGACACCCGUGGCUCUGGUACGGGAUGAGUUCCGUAUUUGCUUGGACGAGGGUCAUCGCUGCAUCAUGAUGCAGUAUUAUUCACGUGGCCCUCGAUGUUGCGCAUCCAAGGCGAAGCCAAUUCGAACCCGGUUGUCUUGGGAAAACAUCUGCAGGUUAGCUAGAAUCCGAAUCACUUGGUAUGUUCUCUCGUUGAGUCUUAGGGGCGGCCAUUGACAUUCAUAUAGGUACCUGGCCAAUGUAUAAUACCAUGACUUCGAUCAGCAUUCCCAACAACAACGCCGACUGGGCGGCACUGACCUCGACAAUGCGAGACUCCCUACCCAGCACCUACAAUGUAUACCAUACCCCACGCCCCGGCAUUAUCUAUCGUUCUCUCGACCAUACUCUAGUGCUCGAUUCCGCAACGGAGAAAGACAUAGAAAAACUCUGCUCCGAGGCCCAAUUCCACCGAUUCGCCUCAGUUUGCGUCCGUCCCAAGCAUGUACGCCAGGCAGUACGAAGUCUCGAGAAAGCCCAAGAAGUUGCCAUUGACUGCGUCGUGGGUCAUCCGGACGGCAAGCAGGACACAGAAUCCAAAGAAGACGAAGCACGGAUCGCGCUCGAGCAGGGCGCGACGGAGAUCGACAUGGUUGUUAACUUCUCGCUCCUGAAACAAGCAAGGUACUCAGAGGUCUACGCGGAUGUCUUGGAGGUGCGCAAGAUCGCAGUAGACGCUAAACUGAAGGUCACUCUUGAGACGCCGGUGUUGACUCGCGACGAGAUCGUCGCGGGUUGUAUCAUUGCGAGCCUCGCGGGCGCGGAUUUUGUCAAAACUUGUACGGGGACUAGGGAGCCGUACCCGUCAACUGAAACUGUGAGUUUGAUGAGGGCUACUGUCGAUGCUAUUGGUAAGGGAACUAAGGUCAAGGCGAGUGGUGAUUUCAAGACUGCGGAAGAGAUUAUUCAGAUGAUGAAGGCUGGGGCUGAUCGGGUGGCUAGUUCUUCAUCGGCGGAUAUUUUGGAGGAAUUGAAUAGCGAGGAAUUGCACGAACAGGGUGCAUCACAUUCCAUGUAUUAGUCAUUGUGGUGUUAUAUAUUAAAAGUAGCUGUCGAGGUUGAAUUCAUCCGC
Molecule: messenger RNA, 1266 nt
Organism: Aspergillus ruber CBS 135680
Lineage: Eukaryota; Fungi; Ascomycota; Eurotiomycetes; Eurotiales; Aspergillaceae
Product: 2-deoxyribose-5-phosphate aldolase
Exons: 1
Coding region: 406-1215 (269 amino acids)
Biological process (GO): deoxyribonucleotide catabolic process; carbohydrate catabolic process
Cellular component (GO): cytoplasm
Molecular function (GO): deoxyribose-phosphate aldolase activity
Source: RefSeq, a predicted model, not a curated record